This is a messenger RNA of Nematostella vectensis (starlet sea anemone), 3569 nucleotides long. RefSeq lists its product as uncharacterized. Gene Ontology annotation, biological process: regulation of transcription by RNA polymerase II. NCBI's taxonomy places the organism in Eukaryota, Metazoa, Cnidaria, Anthozoa, Actiniaria, Edwardsiidae. The transcript is spliced from 10 exons. Bases 209 to 2350 code for a protein of 713 amino acids. Gene Ontology annotation, molecular function: DNA-binding transcription factor activity, RNA polymerase II-specific; RNA polymerase II cis-regulatory region sequence-specific DNA binding. The record is from RefSeq and is a predicted model, not a curated record.
AUGUGCUGAGCUAUAAAUUGUCGCUGUCUUAUUUGCCUAGUUGUCUCACAUCUGGAUCGGAAAGUUUGAAUCUUUGCCCAGAAAAUCACCAUAAAUCCCCCGUAUAUCUUUUGCAUAUAUCCUAGUUUCGAGGAAAUCGUUUUUUCUUGAUUUUUGCCCGUGUUCUAGGGCUAUCUCUCCGAUUCGCAUAUGUAAUGAGAUAUAAUUCAUGAGAAUCAACAUGGCCGACUGGGAGGAAUAUUUCUCAAAGCAGACACCACCAGCAAAUCUAGAAGAGACGAGAAACGCAGUCUCCGAAUUUGCAGCAAGCCACAGAAAUGCGGGAAGAAAUAUCGUUCUAAUCACGUCUGGAGGUACUGCCGUCCCAUUGGAGAACAACACUGUACGAUUCAUUGACAACUUUAGCAGUGGCACUAGAGGGUCCGCCUCAGCUGAACACUUUUUGCAGCAGGGUUAUGCAGUAGUGUUCUUGUACAGACAGCAUUCUCUGCAACCUUUCAUGCGUCAAAUAUCUCCAGAAGCCAUCCUAGAUAUCAUGGACUUUAAGGAAGACAGAGAGGGGGCAAGCCAUAUUCAAGUGGACGAGAAUAGGGCACCCAACCUCAGAGAAGUUCUCAAAAGGUACCAGGAGGUUCAGGUUAUGGGCACCUUGUUGCUUGUGGAGUUCAACACAUUGUCUGAUUACUUAUUUCUUCUUCGCACAAUGGCCGAAGUGCUUGGCACAAUGGGGCCUCAGAUCAUGUUUUACCUAGCGGCAGCUGUGUCUGACUUCUAUAUUCCCUCAGACAGUAUGGCUGAGCACAAGAUCAGUUCAGAGGGCCCUCUAGAGCUCAAUAUGCAGCAAGUCCCAAAAAUGCUAAGCCCAUUGGUCAAGCUGUGGGCCAGAAAUGCAUUUGUUGUCUCAUUCAAGUUGGAGACGGAUGUCAACAUUAUAUCCAAGAAAGCAAGGGAAGCGCUGACAAAAUACAACCACCAGGUUGUUGUGUCCAACAUACUACAGACAAGAAAGAAGACGGUGGUGAUUGUGACACCAAGCCAGGAAAUGGCUAUAUGGAUGCCAGACAAUGAGCUGGACCUGGGCAAAGAAAUAGAAGCAAAGAUUGUGGUGGAGCUCAUAAAGAUGCAUCAGCAAUUCAUUGGUAGCAGCACCAUCAUCAUGCAAGGCACGCAGCCCCAACAGUCCUCGCACAUGCAGACACGAGUGGCCAGCUCGCCAAUAAACCAGGUGUCUGCAUUCGCGUACUCCUCUCAGACACCGCUGACCCCACAGGACGGCGGUGACUCCCCCGUGUUUAGCACCUUCACCGGCGCCGCCUCCCCGUCAGUCACCCACAUCCGCAUCCGGCGAGGAGACGAAUCUCCUUCCCCGAACAUGUCCCCUUCCGCCAUUUCCGAAGGUAGCGGAGUACCCCUCACCCCGACCACGCCAACCUCGAGUAAGUCCCAGUCGCGCUUCGGUAUCCUGUCAGACCAGGUGCUGAAUCAGGAGAUGAAGUCCUUUAUCGAGUCGUUUCGGACGCGCCGUAUUGCGCUUGGCUACACGCAGGAGGAUGUGGGUUUUGAGCUGUCGCGGACAAACGGUCCCUCGUACAGCCAGUCGUUUAUCUCGCGUUUCGAGUCCAAGAACCUCGGGCUGAAAGCUGCGGAGAAAAUGAAACCUGUUAUGCAAUCUUGGAUUGAACAGAAAGAACUCGAGUGCUCUAAAGGGCUUCGCGUUUGCAAGAAACGCAAGCGGCGCACGUCCUUCUCAAAUGAAGCGCUGAGGUUACUUAUCAGCCACUUUGAGCAAAACCCGAAGCCGUCAUCAUCCGAGAUCGCGCAGAUCGCGUCCAAACUAGGCCUGGAGCCGGUCACUGUACGAGUCUGGUUCUGCAACCGAAAACAGAUGUUAAAACGCAUGGCGACAGGGAAGACGCGCGUGAAUAACUCCUUACGGGCCGAACUGGAGGCGAAAACCAAACUGGAAUCGCCGGAAAGAGGAGGUGGGUUUACUGGCAUGCCUGUUGGCCAGUUUUCAUUCACUGAGGAUAAGGUAAAACCGCUGAUGUGCGUUGCCGCUGACGCGAGUCCAACCAAAGCAAUCCUGCAAAGUCCUCCCGCAAACGUCACCUACGCGCAGGUCACAGAAGACACAGUGGUACAAUCUUCCGCUCCACCUGGGCCACCUGUGUCGUACGCAGUGUCGUUCGUGGGGCCUGGGGCUCAGGUUGAGCACGCGGCUGUUGUCAGUUUGAACUUUGACGCGACUCCUGUUCAAAAGGUAUCGCAAGCUCCGUAUAGGCGGGGAAUUGGUGCUACAGAUGAAACAAUUCACGAAUACUCGACAGAUACUCGAAUGCCAGAGUCUUGAAAGCUUAAUCUGUGGAAAGGACAAAAAAUAGGUGAAUAAUGCUUAACGCUGGGUUGAUAAACAGAAUUCCAUUCAAAUGAACUAAGAAUCAAUUCUUGCGCGAAAUGCGAGUAAAUAUAUUACUCCUAACUAGUUUAUGCGGGCAGCAAGUCCUCGAGUUCUCAAUCUUCGAGUAAUGGGUUCCAUCGUAUCUCUAGAUUAUUUGAAAUUGAUAACCUUCUCGGAAUCUCGAUUUCAAACACACGAAGUUUGGGACACGUGACCUUGUAAGGGUUGUUGCUUCAUGCCCCUCUGAGAAAUUGGUAUAUGCACUUUGUUCUGUGGAUAAGCAUAGCGUAUACUGAUGUUGGACGUAGAUCGAGGGAAUGGUUCUUAUUAGUAAACAAUUACACUUACACUAUUUGUUCCAGAAAGUUGUUGCCCAUCUCUAGCAAGCGUCAGGGAGGGAGUUAUUUAGAUCAUGACGUAUUUAACGCGAGAAAAUGAAACAAUACCCUCAGGUAUUUUUUGGCGCGUUCUGAUGCUGUAAAAACGAGAAAAAAAAUCCUCAAAUUCGGAUAUGUUAAAAAAACAACCCGUUUCUUUCCCUUUUUAGACAGGAUGAUUUUACGAAAGGUUCUAUGAACUUUAAAUAAUUAAUCUACGCAAAUUAGUAAUACAUUAUGAUACCAUUACUAUAAGGACACAGUCUAAUUUGAGAAAGGAUAUGGAACUUCUAUCCUUUAUAAGGAGAUGUCCUUAGAGGGUGAUUUCUGUAUUGUUUUGAUAUUUCGCGAUAGAACGGUGUAGAUUACCGUUCUGGUCUCCGUGCAAAGCCCAAAUGUGUCUCGGCGCCAGGCGCGGAUAACGCAGCCACUAAUCGCAUGUGCUUUGAUAAGCUUAUUACUCUGCGGAAUCUGCAAGGCGUGACAAAAAAAUGUUGAUAAUUUGUACUAUUAAAUACGCAAUUUUAAUCCAACCGAAGCCAAGUAUGUACUAUUUAAAAAGCGUAGAACAUAGUACUUGCAAUCUCAAGAUUGCCUAAAGAAUGCUUGAAGUCAGUAUUAGUUGCCUAUCGAAGGUUUAUGACUGUUUUACGAACUGAUACAGAGAGGCGAGUAUGGUUAUAUAUGUUAUUAUAGUAUUUCUUGGCAGAGGAGUGUUUUUAUAAACUAUAUACGCUUAAGAUGCUUGUGGGAUACUUGUAAGUCAGAAAAAAUAAUAAAUAUAGAAUAUGACA